This is a messenger RNA of Cottoperca gobio, 4254 nucleotides long. RefSeq names its product ataxin 7 like 3a (gene atxn7l3a). Gene Ontology annotation, molecular function: transcription coactivator activity. The record is from RefSeq and is a predicted model, not a curated record. Bases 324 to 1412 code for a protein of 362 amino acids. Gene Ontology annotation, biological process: positive regulation of DNA-templated transcription; regulation of transcription by RNA polymerase II. Lineage: Eukaryota; Metazoa; Chordata; Actinopteri; Perciformes; Bovichtidae. The transcript is spliced from 14 exons. Gene Ontology annotation, cellular component: SAGA complex; DUBm complex.
UAGUUCUUCACUGUUGGCCUCCUCGGUGUCAAGUGGGCUUGUAGCGUUAAUUUAACGUACACCUACGACAACAAACAAUUUAAACGAGGAUUUUUCUUUUAUCGACGUUAAAAAUAUGGAUAUAACUGAAGACAAGGCUUCUUAUUAACGUGUUUGUACGUGGACUGACACGGUGAUGUUGCCUCUCUCAGAGAAACUGCCUGUUUCAGGUUGAGUUUUCGGCAUGACAGGAAUAAAGACAUAUAUGCAGCAAGUGUUGACAUCUCUUUUAAAAGUCAGCAUCUCAUUACCUUGCUAUCAAGAUUUCUCAUACAGAUUUUCAAAUGAAAAUGGAGGAUAUGCCCUUGUCAGGCCCAGACAACACCAGGCUGGAAGCCUUGGUCCAUGACAUCUACUCUGAUUUGGUGGAAGAUGCCUGUUUGGGCCUUUGUUUUGAGGUGCACCGUGCUGUGAAACAGGGCUAUUUCCUCUUGGAUGAAACGGACCAAGAGAGCAUGAAGGAGUUUGAAAUUGUGGAUCAGCCAGGUGUUGACAUAUUUGGCCAAGUGUACAAUCAGUGGAAAAACAAAGAGUGCGAGUGCCCGAACUGCAAAAGAUUGAUCGCGGCUUCUCGCUUCGCCCCGCACUUGGAGAAAUGUCUCGGCAUGGGACGCAACAGCAGUCGCAUCGCCAACCGCAGGCUAGCCAGCAAUAAUAACAUGAGCAAAUCAGAGAGUGAUCAGGAAGACAACGAUGACCUCAAUGAUAACGACUGGUCGUAUGGGGCAGAGAAAAAAGCCAAGAAGAGAAAGUCAGAUAAGAAUCAAAAUUCCCCAAGACGAUCCAAAUCUCUUAAACACAAAAAUGGUGAGCUUGGGAGCAGCGUCGCUUCAGAGCCUUACAAGUACAACUAUAAUACUGGCAUCAGUUAUGAAUCUUUAGGCCCUGAUGAAGUCAGAUCCCUUUUAACAACGCAAUGUGGGGUGAUCUCUGAGCACACCAAGAAGAUGUGCACCAGGUCUCAGCGAUGUCCCCAGCACACGGACGAACAGAGGAGGGCCGUCAGAGUGUUCCUCCUGGGGCCGUCCGCGCCUUCGCUGCCAGAUGCAGACGCUGUGGUGGAGAGCGACAGCUUUGACAUUCCAGAUGGACAGAGCCUGAUGAGCCGCCUGCAGUGGGAAGACUCCCCGGAUGUUUCACCCACUGACUCGGCCUCAUCUAAAGCCAGCACCAACCAUUCAGAUUCUAGGAGGCCCAAGAAAACGAAGAGGACGUCCCUCGUUUUGAACAGCGGAGUCGUAGGAGGAGGAGUAAGUCUGACUGGAGGCGGCGGCAGCAGCAGCGCUCAGAGUAAUAUCAGCUUAUCGACCAAAAAAAAGAGGCCCAAACUCUCAGCACCUUCCAUUUCCAGUAUCUAUGAUGACUUAAACUAGCACAGGCCUUGUCUGUUAGAGCAGCUCUCGCCUCCUCUAUUUAGUCCUUCUGCUCGUACCUACAUUUACAGGACGGGGUGAGAUUCAACUUGAUUUACAGUCGUCACUCUUAUUCAUCCAGCCUUGGCAAGUAAGUUAAUUUUAUGACCAUUUAUCUUUCUGUAUUAUGAACGCAGUGUUCUAAAUGUUGUGGUUAAGAGUCAGAGUCCAAGAAGUACUACGGCGUAUAAAGGGUCAAUGUAGGUAUAAAUGUUUUUUGAGAAAGACUUCUGAGAUUAAAAUCGUACAUUUACGAGAAAACACUUUUGUUAUCCUCUGAGAUUAUAAAGUUGAAUUCUCUUAAACUAAACAAAAGCGUGAUGAAACCAGUGUUGUUCUUUUGCUAAAGGAACCUCAUCGCUUCACUUUGCAAGGUUGGAUCAACCUCAUCUCACCACAGACGCCGCUGCUUGCCACGACUAUGCCUGAAGUGGAUUACCUAAUCAAAUUACAAUUUGCAAUCGGCUUUAGCAAUAAGGAAAUACUCAUUAUUUUAGCCCAGAAUCAACAUAUUAUCAUAAGCGUCCGGACUUAGAAGAGACAUUGCAGUAAAUUGGUCCUAUUCAGUAGAAAACUACAUACUGAUUUGGAUGAAGAUGAUAGAUUUUGUUUAUCAGGAACACGAUGGACAGAUGAAGGAUGCCCCCCGCGCACGUGUGCCGUUCCCUGAAAGUGAAGUAAUGUGGUUCCUUGACAAAAAAAAAAGAAAGAAAUUGACAAUACUUCUGAGUUUAUUUUCUCGACUAAAGACCCCCCCUCCCCCGACAAAUUACAAUAUUAACAGUGAGUUGUACACCAUAAACUGGUUUCACUACAGGCGUUUUGCGACAACAUAGCAGGGAAAGAACAGGUGCCAUUUAAUAUUUCUAAGGGCUGCACCUAAUUUCAGGGUUCCACCACUGUGCAUGCUUGAUCACACGCAGAGUUUUACUGAUGCACUUAAAUGGAACACAGCCAUCGUUAACCAAAUGAAUUGCUUUUCCUGCUAUGACCAGUCAAAGAUGUCUGCCGUGAAAACUGCCCAUUAGGGUUUUAAAUCUGUCCAACCUUUUCUGGAGGUUUGUACAAAAGGCCCCUUAACAUCUGAAUUCCCGAUGACCUCUUUUACUUAAUCUACUGAUUCAAGAUUUGAUUUGCUAUAGUCUGUCAGAAAAGGUUUUUGUUGGCCCUAAACCUUUUGCUCAAAGCUAGAAGAGUCUUGUCUGAAACCUUCAGGUAAUGCGAUCUGUCCCUCUUUUUAUACUCUGUGAUCAUUUAACUCCGUGUUGAGGAGACGUGUGCUUUAACUGCUUUUAGUUCAACACUUGUCACGUAUACUGGAGUACUCAUCAGUGGCUUUUUAAUUCUAGCAUCGUAUUGCACAGUGUGUGUGUGUGUUCAUUUAUAUUUUCAUAAAACUAUGCAUCCUAGAAUGUGACAUUUUUUGUGAAAGUGUGUGUGUGUGCCAUUUUGAAUAUUGAACUUUUUGUUUACAUCCCAAAAAAUAUAUUUAAGUUUGUAUUUGUCACUGCCUGUAAAGUGAUGUGUAUAUUAUUUGUGUGUUAAUGCAGAUUUUGAUAUUUCAUGAGCCAGUAGGCUCUUGCGGCACAUGUACAGUUCAUGUAUGUAUGAGACGGUGAGAAGUAAUCAUGACUCCAACGUAACUUUCUUUCGGCGGUACAAAACUUGUCUUGUGUAUCUUCACUUAGCUUCUGCUUAUAGAUCACAUGCAAUAAGUAGAUCAGUGCUUCAGUUCUGUUUGUCAUUCAUGAGUCUGAGUGAUAAGUCUGUCAAUCUAAAUAUUUUUAUUUUUAAUAUAUUACAUGCUUCAGAUGCACUAUUUCACUCAUCUUGCACUUGCAACUUUUCACAGUUGAUGUCUUACAGAAGCUUCUUUAUUUGUUGUUUUCUUCUUUUCAAACUCAACGGCUUUACAGUUUAUUAUUGUGGUGUUAGAAGUGCAUAGUUGAGUACAAGGAUGACGUAUUUUGUUUGUAUAUAUCAAGACAUCGUCGCUGUAAAAUUGAAGGACUGUAUGACAAUUAUUAGGGUGUAGAGAAGGGUUAAGUUGGCAGUGUACUCCAUCAGAAGAGCUUGUUGGAUGAUUGAAUAGCUUCGGCAUAUCCCUCCGCCUCCACCUUUCCGGUGUCAAAAUCUCCGAAACGGACGGUCGCACUCACUUCACGCUGUGAUUGGUCAGCUGUGCGGAAGUGGAUCUCCUCUCUCAAAGGCUCUUUUGGAAUUAUUCUUUCAGCUAUUUUGUCUUUACUGUAAAAAAAACAAACAUGAAAAAUGGGCAACAACCCCCCCGCCUCACCCGAAUAGUUUUCGUACAGUCCCUAAAGUCAAGUAAAUUCAGUUUGUUGUCUCUAAUGUCAUGACAAUCUGUCAAAGCCUGAUUUCAUUUACAGUACUGUUAACACUUCCGCAUCUGUUUCCGGUAAGGUCUGUAGUAACUUUGACCGUGCCCUUUUGAAUCUUUUCCAGUAAAGUCUUGUGACGUGCACUGAAGAUAAAUGAACUGUUGUUGAGAUACUUUGGUAGGUGUGAUUUUUAGAUUCUUAAGCCACUUUUUCUUGGAUGACGCUAACGGCGGAUGUUCUCUUGUGGCUCUGUGUGUGUGUGUGUGUGUGUGCAGUACAAGUGCAAUAACAAAGAACGUGAUGUUUUGAGUUUACGAUAUUUUUUCAUGCAUAAGCACAAAUCUGUGGAAUGACUGUUUGUUUUUUCGUCACUUCAAUGCAUACUGGUGUUUGUAGAUGAAUAAAAACAAACCGUACUCGACAGGCUCACUUCUUGAGAUCACAAACAAAUAAUGAAACAA